Messenger RNA from Cylindrotheca closterium, 1248 nucleotides. The record is from the annotation of a GenBank genome assembly. NCBI's taxonomy places the organism in Eukaryota, Bacillariophyta, Bacillariophyceae, Bacillariales, Bacillariaceae.
AUGUACAAUGAAAUGCCGAAGGUCCGAGCGAAAUUUCCAGCACGAGAACAUCCACGAUUUCUCUAUUACGAUGUCGAAACCAAUGUUGUUAAGACGGGUUCUUCUCUAGCAGAGCCCAAAAUACCGACGAAACUUGAACCUGCUGCCGAGUCGUUUCCAAACAAAAGUAGUAGCAGCAGCAGAGAUGAUGACGCCGAGAUAUGCCAGCCAAUGCAUGAUUGGCAAACACGAAUAUUUCCCAACUGCAACUUAAGCCAUGAACUAUCAUUACAACCGGAAACUGGAUCAGUGCAGUUCAUUGCAUGCGGUGGAGACCGAUGUGCCUUUCGAAUCCAGGAUCAAAGCCAAGAAGUCGUGUUGAAGAUGUCAAAAUUCAAGAAGGAAUUUGUUCCCUAUAGAUACGAAGACGCCAGGCAUGAUGGGAUGGCCAUGGAACGGCUCCAAGCUUCUCCAUACAUUUUGGAUAUUUAUGGAUACUGUGGCCUGUCCCAAGUGAUAGAGCCUGGUGACGAGGGGGGUGGUGCCCUACACGACUUGAUCAAGACAACGAGACUCAAAGGUGGUGAAACUCUUUCAACGAUCGACAGGAUGAAGAUUUUGUACCAGAUUGCUUCUGGGGUCGCUGACAUGCAUAGCUUCGAGAAUGAUGGUCUUGUGUCUCUUGUACACAAUGAUAUUUGCUGCCACCAGUUCAUCCUCACGAAAGAGGUAUACAAGCUGAAUGAUUUCCACUUGUCCCAGUUCCAGAGAAAGAAUCGAAAAACACAGGAAGUUUGCCCGUCACAUAAUGGAUACAGUGACUGGUACAAAGUAAUUCGCUCGCCCGAGGAGAUUGCCUACAAACUAGGCCAGACGAAACAAUCAAAAACCCUUCUUGAAAAGACUGAUGUCUACACUCUAGGAAAUGUCAUGUACUACGUGUUCACGAUGCAUUGGCUGUUCCAGGAGGUUUCAACAGCAGUUGCUGCGUUGAAAAUCACUACGGGAGAACGAUCACCGUUUCCAGAGAGCAUUCUACAGAGCCAGGAUAGAGCAACUCGGGCGAUGAGAAAGGCAAUCGAAAUGUGUUGGACACACGAUCCUGGUGAAAGACCGACAGCCAAAGAAGUCCGACAAUUCCUUGGAAAGGAGCUCCAAGCAGUGCUUGGGGUGAAAGAUUUGGGUAUCGUGCGUGUGGAUUCAAUCGAGCCUUUACCUGUGGGAUAUCGGUAUAGUGACAGUGAUUUCAACAGUAUGUUCAAAGGGUGA